AUGUAUGCUGGCCGCUCUCGUGUGCGUGUAAUGACACUCAAACAAAAAAUUUCCAAUUUCAAAAAAGGAAAUCAAUCCAUGGAUAAAUACCUUCAAGGAAUUAAAGCCAUCUCAGAUGAAUUAUCAAUCAUAGAUCACCCCCUUGAUGAAACUGAUCUUGUGAUUCACACGCUCAAUGGCUUAACCAAUGAGUAUCGUGAAAUUUCUGCUGCACUUAGAAGUAGAGAGUCUCCAAUUGUCUUUGCUGAAUUACAUGAAAAGCUUAUGGACUUUGAAACCAUCCAUCAUCGUGCAGCGCAAGAGGCAGCUGAUAUUGUUUCCACUGCUAAUGUUGUCACAAGAAAUAAAGCGGAUCACUACAGGAACAACAACCGCGACUCCUCCCCUACUCAACGAACUGGUGAAAGAAAAAUUGUAUGUCAGUUUUGUGACAAGCCAGGCCAUGUUGCGAAGAACUGCUACUGA
Lathyrus oleraceus (garden pea) is the source of this 465-nucleotide messenger RNA. RefSeq lists its product as uncharacterized. Gene Ontology annotation, molecular function: nucleic acid binding; zinc ion binding. The transcript has a single exon. NCBI's taxonomy places the organism in Eukaryota, Viridiplantae, Streptophyta, Magnoliopsida, Fabales, Fabaceae. The record is from RefSeq and is a predicted model, not a curated record. The coding region runs from base 1 to 465 and encodes 154 amino acids.